AUGGCGGCUACCGGCGCUCAGUUGGGCUCGUCCAGCAGCUUCUCAACCCGUAUCUCUCUCCGAUGGGUGCCCGAACCCCCAGAGGAGACGACCGAUACCAUUGUUCUCACCGUGGGAGAAUGGUUCAUUGAUUUGCGCAUGGACAAGGCAUCUGGCGCGAUUGACUGGGCUAUGGCCGGUACUCGAAUCGUGGAGAACCCAGGUGAAACACCGGUCAAGGUGCGCUUCACCCGCGAGCUGUGCUCACUGAAUGAAAUCGGCAUGGUCGAUCCCGCCAGCUUUAGCCCUCUCCCCAACGGCGACGAUCUCGAAACUGGCGAGAUGCCCCGCGCCGAUCUCCCCGGUGCGCCCAUGACGGCCUUUGAGGAGGUUUGGCGCGAGUUGCCAUUCAGAGAGGGCCCGGAGGGUGCCAAGAAGGGUCUCUCGUGGAUUCUCGAGUCCGAUGAUAGUGACCUCAAGCCAUCCGAGACCGACGGCGAGGUGACCGUGACUAAACUGUUCAUCGGUCGAAUCUGGGGCACCUAUAUGGCGUUCCAGCAGGUUCAGAUUCAUUCUCAAGAGAAGGGUUCGGACGGUAGCUGGUCAUUGAAGAGAACUGGUGCUGAAGUCAGCGCGAGACGAGAGGAGUGGAGUUCUGGCUGGGAAGAGAAGUAUGUUGUCGGGCCUGAUGCGGCUGCUUUGCCGUCGAUGAAGACUGGAUUUGAGGGCGAGGGCCAGGGUUCUUGGAGGAUUCCUGGGGAGAAGGUGGUUAUCCAAGGAAAGUCUUUUAUUGUUCGGGCAUUUGAGGAGAUUUAA
Molecule: messenger RNA, 795 nt
Organism: Penicillium daleae
Lineage: Eukaryota; Fungi; Ascomycota; Eurotiomycetes; Eurotiales; Aspergillaceae
Exons: 2
Coding region: 1-795 (264 amino acids)
Source: RefSeq, a predicted model, not a curated record